Molecule: messenger RNA, 1197 nt
Organism: Triticum aestivum (bread wheat)
Lineage: Eukaryota; Viridiplantae; Streptophyta; Magnoliopsida; Poales; Poaceae
Biological process (GO): retrograde vesicle-mediated transport, Golgi to endoplasmic reticulum
Cellular component (GO): SNARE complex; endoplasmic reticulum
Molecular function (GO): SNAP receptor activity
Source: RefSeq, a predicted model, not a curated record
AGAUUGGCCAGCUCGCAAAAGAAAACGAUUGGAGACGUGGCUCCGUCCCAAGCGCGACCAAAAGCUUCAGGAGGCGGCGGCGGCCGGUGGCGCAGUCCAGCAGGCAUUAGUUAAUCAUGGUGUUCAGCAAGGUGGAAGUGAACCUGAAAAGGCUGCUUGAGGCGGCCCCCCGCCAGCAGAAUCAGGCUAAGCUUGUCCAUUACAUAACCACAGCCAGGGAGCUGUUGGAGCAGCUUGGAGCUGAAAUUACACCAGAAGGAAUAUCAAGUGUUUCAAAAGCUAAGCUCAGUGAGUAUUCAGAAAAGAUUGAAGCAGUAGCUGCCACGCUUGCUUCUCUAGUGCCAGAAAAUGAAAAUCUGGUUGAUGAGAGUAGAGAGCAAGACAACUCUUAUGAAAGAGAAAAGGUUGGGAGUCCAAUAUCCUUAUCAUCAGGAUUGCGGAGGAGAUCGACGGCUCAGAUGGAGGUUGGACCAAGCAGUCAUGAAAGAAAAGAAAAAGACACUGGAGCACCUAUUAAAUUGGAUGCAGAAGCUCAGGCUCAUAUUGAGAAGCAUAGGAAGCUGCAAGAAGAUCUAACUGACGAAAUGGUUGACUUAGCACGCCAGCUGAAGGAGAGUAGCCUUUUAAUGAACCAAUCCGUGCAAGAUACAGAGAAGAUCCUCGAUUCCACCGAGAGAGCCGUGGAGCAUAGCCUGGCGAGCACCGGCCGUGCAACGGCGCGAGCCUCGGAGGUCUACUCGCUGGCCUCCAAGACAACCUGCUUCCAGUGGUUGCUCAUCUUUCUGAUGACCUGCAUGUUUGUCAUGGUGGUUCUGCUCAUACGGAUCACCUGAUGUCGCCAUGGCGUGUCACCAGUGGCCGCUAAGAUAGUACUGCCGUCUUGUAAACAGUCCUUGUACGAAGAUAAACUUGAACCUGUGUUCCAGAGGAGCAUUGUUGCUCAACAUCAUUAUGCAGUUUGCUGAAGAAAGAUGUCCCAUUGGGAGAAUGCAUCGGCUCACCGUGCACGCACCCAGGUGCUGUUGCCCAAUGUUUUUGUUCAUGCUCAUUUUCUGAUGAAAAUGUGAACAGCAUGUAGACUUGUGUGUGUUGUACACACACAAAAUUGUCCCUCUGAUUGAACUCAAACCACGCAAGAAUUAUGGAAUGGAGGGAGUACUUUUGAAGGAGACAAAGGAACAAUUUAUGCGCAUAAAA